UCGCCAAGUUAGGGCGAUGGCCCGCAACGGGGGAUGAAAUGGGAAUGUCCCGGAGAAAGCAGCCUUGCGACUGAAGAGGGACGCCUCUCGGCUUUAGCCUCCCUGGGGGCGGGACUGCGUGGACUCGGCGGUCCCGGGUGCCUCGGGAGGGAGUCAGUGCCCAGAUCCGCGGUGGGAACUCCGGGCUAGGAAAGUCCGGGAGGGAGGUGGUCUCAGCAUCGCCCCCACGCCUACCAUCUCCUGCACGCGUUUGCGGUUGGGGCGGCCCAGGGACUGCAGAGGGGGCGCCGGGCGGGGCGUCCCGGCGGGGCUGUGGGGGUGGGGGUGCUUGUUCGCGUUUAUUAUAACUUUACUCCCUUUAAAAGGAAAGCUAUGCCCGGAAUCCAGGAGGUGGCGAGCAGAGCCCGGGUUGGGAAGGACUUGACCCGCGCCCGCCGCUGGCCGCGCUCCGUGUCCCUGGAGCUGGGGCUGUGCGCGAGCGGGGCCCACCCUCAACCUUUACCCCGACUUUUACUCCCACUCCCACCCCCACCUCACUCUCACCUCUCCAACCCCACCGUCAGCCCCACCUCUAACCCCCACCCCUCCAACCCUACCCGCCGCCACCCCCACCUGCCACCCCCACCCCCACCUAUACGCCCGCAACCUCCCACCGUCACCUCCCCAACACCCCCACCACCCUCAGCCUUGACCUCCCCAUCCCACCCCGCCCCGCGGGCCCCACCCUGCCACCCCCGCCCACCCCUCUCGCGGGCGGAGCGGCUCUUGGCCUUUUUUGGGCGUCUCCCUGCUCCGCGGCCCGGGCUGGCGGGCGGGCGCUCGGCUGGCGGCUGCAGCAGCAGAGGGAGACCCGCGGCAACCCCGGCAACCCAGGGCUCGGCGUCGCUGCCACCAUGACGGGAAGCAAUAUGUCGGACGCCUUGGCCAACGCCGUGUGCCAGCGCUGCCAGGCCCGCUUCUCCCCCGCCGAGCGCAUUGUCAACAGCAAUGGGGAGCUGUACCAUGAGCACUGCUUCGUGUGUGCCCAGUGCUUCCGGCCCUUCCCCGAGGGGCUCUUCUAUGAGUUUGAAGGCCGGAAGUACUGCGAACACGACUUCCAAAUGCUGUUUGCUCCGUGCUGUGGAUCCUGUGGUGAGUUCAUCAUUGGCCGCGUCAUCAAGGCCAUGAACAACAACUGGCACCCGGGCUGCUUCCGCUGCGAGCUGUGUGAUGUGGAGCUGGCUGACCUGGGCUUUGUGAAGAAUGCCGGCAGGCAUCUCUGCCGGCCUUGCCACAACCGUGAGAAGGCCAAGGGCCUGGGCAAGUACAUCUGCCAGCGGUGCCACCUGGUCAUCGACGAGCAGCCCCUCAUGUUCAGGAGCGACGCCUACCAUCCUGACCACUUCAACUGCACCCACUGUGGGAAGGAGCUGACGGCCGAGGCCCGCGAGCUGAAGGGUGAGCUCUACUGCCUGCCCUGCCAUGACAAGAUGGGCGUCCCCAUCUGCGGGGCCUGCCGCCGGCCCAUCGAGGGCCGAGUGGUCAACGCGCUGGGCAAGCAGUGGCACGUGGAGCACUUUGUCUGUGCCAAGUGUGAGAAGCCAUUCCUGGGGCACCGGCACUAUGAGAAGAAGGGACUGGCCUACUGCGAGACUCACUACAACCAGCUCUUCGGGGACGUCUGCUACAACUGCAGCCAUGUGAUUGAAGGCGAUGUGGUGUCGGCCCUCAACAAGGCCUGGUGUGUGAGCUGCUUCUCCUGCUCCACCUGCAACAGCAAGCUCACCCUGAAGAACAAGUUUGUGGAGUUCGACAUGAAGCCCGUGUGUAAGAGGUGCUACGAGAAGUUCCCGCUGGAGCUGAAGAAGCGGCUGAAGAAGCUGUCGGAGCUGACCUCCCGCAAGGCCCAGCCCAAGGCCGCGGACCUCAACUCUGCCUGAAGGCGCUCUUGCGCAGCCGCCUCUCGGCCCCUCCGCCUUCUCCCCUCCCGCUGUCCAUGUUUGGCCCCAUCGUCCCCAUCCACCUGCUCCCUCCGCAUCUUACCCUCCCUUUCUCUUUCCUCAUUGCCUCCUCCCUUCCUGUUCCCUCAUCUCUGCCUUCCCCAUGUCUCUCCUCUCCUUGGCCGUGGCUUCUGUGAGGAGGCAGGAGCUGGGGAGUGGGAGCCUGUGACCCCACGUCUGACAGCUGUGUCCACCUGUGCCCACAGCUUCCGCCCACAAACCUCCAGGGACAGGAGCAAAUUGCACCACAGCUCCCCCCUGGCCUGGCCCUCCCCAGGCGGCUCAGUGGCUCAUGCUGUCCUGUGAGAGCCCCUGCCCCAGAGCGGCCCCACUAAGCGCAUGUGGCUCCUGGGCUACCCACAGCCAGGGCAGCCUGCUGGAGCCACAGGGCCAGGGCCAUGCAGAUGGAGGCCUCUGGGAGCCACCUCCAAUCCCUCACCACUCACUCAACCAGUGGCACAGUGUCCCUGUGCCCACACUGAGGCAGCAAGUCCUGCUGUCCACACCUACAAGCUACCUGGAGGGACAGGACCCACCUCCGUCCUUCGGAAGGCCUUCCUGGAAUCUCGCCUUGGCCUCCCACCUUGGUUCCGCCCCGCCCCCCUCCCCCCCAACCUUGGGGCUUGUGUUGAGCCAGGAGGUGAUGGGGUCAGAGGAGGUAUGGUCAGAGGUGGCUUGUUCCCACCUCCAGGGAGGACGCUUCGUCUGCGGCCAGCGCAGACCUGGUGUUUGUUGGGCUCACGCUUGCACAAUGAAGGCUUGUUCACACCA
Messenger RNA from Gorilla gorilla gorilla (western lowland gorilla), 2750 nucleotides. It is a transcript of the gene LIMS2, whose product is annotated as LIM zinc finger domain containing 2. NCBI's taxonomy places the organism in Eukaryota, Metazoa, Chordata, Mammalia, Primates, Hominidae. The record is from RefSeq and is a predicted model, not a curated record. Gene Ontology annotation, biological process: positive regulation of integrin-mediated signaling pathway; cell-cell junction organization; positive regulation of substrate adhesion-dependent cell spreading. The transcript is spliced from 10 exons. Gene Ontology annotation, cellular component: cytoplasm; cell-cell junction; focal adhesion. The coding region runs from base 894 to 1919 and encodes 341 amino acids.